Messenger RNA from Venturia canescens, 15000 nucleotides. RefSeq names its product headcase protein (gene heca). The transcript is spliced from 5 exons. The coding region runs from base 1486 to 2925 and encodes 479 amino acids. The record is from RefSeq and is a predicted model, not a curated record. Lineage: Eukaryota; Metazoa; Arthropoda; Insecta; Hymenoptera; Ichneumonidae.
UGAAGAGAGAGCGACGACAGCGACGAGUUUAACGUUCCCGCGCCGGGGCUUGUCCAUUAUUGUCAUUGUGUUUUUGUCGGCGAGCUUCACUUACAAACGGGCUUGUUCAACGUCUCUCGAAUCCGAAUCAAGUUUACGUACAUAUAUUCAUUUUAAAUACAUACGCAUAUGCCCAUCCACCGUUAAAUGUGUAGACACACUGGUCAAAAAGAGAGAUACGCAUACACGAGGCUCCGGAAGCUGCGAGGAGGAGGAGCAGUAGUGGGGGGCUGCUGCAGAUAAAGAGAUCGAAGGAAGAACGACGUGGCUGCAAAGUGCAGAGCAGCAAAGUUGAUUUUAUUGGAAUUGAUGGACGAGGAGGAAUUUUGAGAACUGAAUUAAGAGUGUUUUUUUUGAACGCGUGUGCUUUUUUAAUGUAUCUGUAGAUUACUUUAUCUUCAUACGUGUACGUACUCGCAUGACACAUUACUCGUGUACAUGCGCGCACACAGAUAAACAUCACCUCAUCCGACCUUGUGAAAGAUUCUCCGGCUGCUGCGGUGCGACCCUGACAUUCGUUUAUGUUGUUCUCCGCUACGAACGCCCACCCGAGUCUCGCUACGUCAGUUAGAAAUUUAGCGUUUCUUAUUAUUGAGAUACCGCACACAUUCCAACCGCAUUAUGGAAGCAGCGAAGUGAAGCUCCGACGAGUGUUUAUGCUGAGAGAGUGACCUUGACUUUGGUCCUGGGACAGAGCGUGGCCAUCUGACACCGGCGUCAAGAUCGAACUUGCUUGUUGUGUACGAAUUUGUUUUUAAUCGUGCCAUUGGUUAAUCAGUGCCGUUCGAUUGGGAAUGAAAUUUUCAUUGGUUCGAGAAACGAGGAAGGACAUUGGGGAACAUUCGAUCUUGUGUGGCUCGGCUCGAGUCGGUUGAGAAGUCAUUUUUUGAGCAUAUCAAUUGUCUGUUUAUAGAAUUGCCUGUCUCGAUAGGUUGACGUUUCGUUGGAAGCGAAGCACGACAAUUGAGUUUGCUAAUUCUUCAUUUAGCACGUGAUUUCAACUACCGGAGAUCUUGAGAACAUUUUUUAUGCUUGAGGAGCUUUUCUCAACAGGCGUUUUCAUUUGGUAACGUUAGUCGUAAUAACGUCGUUGACCUCGUAGAAUUAUCGGAGAGCGUUGAAUGGGCGCUGAUGGGAUUCGGCUUCGUGAUCGGUUAUUGGCCCCGGCAAAAAGUAAUGCUAGUAGUAUAAAAAUAGCAUUGGUGACAGAUCGUCAUCUUCAUUCUGACAGAAUAAAAGAUCGUCACCCUGACGGAAAUCGGCGAAUUCCAUCUGGCGUCCGAGGUAUUCUCCUACCUCGCUCGACUCGUCCUGGAGGAAGAGUCGAAGCCACACGUCUCAACAACGGAGCCCAAACGGAGAAUUCUAACACGGGAAUCAUCUCAGUCGGGUGACGUUGUUAACAGUGUAGAAUUUGCCAACGAACGAAAAGACAUUGUUUCAGCGAUGGCACCGCGGCGUCAUACUGCAAACGGUCACGUUGGCGGCUUGCUCGAAGUUGCUGCUGCCAAUAACAACGACACCCUCGAAAAUUUCGCUCUCAACGGCCAGUCGUCAACGACCACGCGUUGUUGUACACCAACCGGCGAAUGUCUACGCGGUGAUAUGCCAAUACGCUUGAACGCGCUUCAAGAUGUGGUCAAGGUAAUGUGCAACAACGAUAGCUGCCCAGUUGGCCAGUUCAUGCAUCGCGAGUGCUUUGACGCCUGGGAACAAACGGUACUGACGUACCUGAAAAAUUGUGGCCGUGCACGCAGUUGGUCCGAGCGUCAACGCCAUCAAAACUUGUGGACGAAGAAGGGUUACGAUCUGGCGUUCAAAGCCUGCGGAUGCCGAUGCGGCAGAGGUCAUCUUAAGAAAGAUCUCGAUUGGAUGCCACCAGGGCCUGGCAACGCUUCCGGUAAUCGGGGAGCCGAUGAGACCGAAUCGAAGAAAAAGAAACGUCGCAAUCGACAGAAUACGAGACCGACUCUCGCUGUUUCCGCUGGACCACCGACACACACCGGAAACUAUGCUGUUGGAUGCAACGGCAGCAUCAAUGCGAGUGGAGUUGGUGCACGGGGUGGAAGUGACGUACAGCUCAUCGACUCUGGACGCGGACGCGCGGGCUCCCUGUCAUCUGGGACCGGCUCUUGCUCACCGCCCGCUACCAGUGAACCGAGCGUCAGUCCUCUUCAUCAGCCACAAGCCAUUGUUAAGAAAAAGAGCAAGGUCGACUUUUUUGGCGACCACCGAGCGAGGCAAAGCUGCGGAGCUAAUGGAAUUUUCUCACGUCGACUCGACUUCAGCGCUUUCAACAGCCUGCCCAGGACUAAGCUCAACUCCUAUCAUAUCAAGAUGGAAGACGAGGGAAAUCACGGAAACGAUGACACCCGAUGCUUCAUUUUGUCGACCCUCGCUGCCCUACAGUGGUCCAGGGUUUCAUGCGUACUUUGCCGAGCUGCGAUGCUAGUCUUCGACAGGUAUCCUCUAGUCGAUGGUACCUUCUUCUUGUCGCCACGGCAACACUCCCAUUCUUGCGCUGAGGUCAAAGUUGAGGGGCGCACACAAUUUUUAUCAGCCGUUUGCAUGAGCUGCUUGGAAGGUAGCAGCGGAGCUCCAGUUCGUUGUCGCUGUUGCACUCAAGCCUGGGACGGUUCGAGCCUCGUUCUUGGCACGAUGUACAGCUAUGAUAUUUUCGCUGCUAUGCCAUGUUGCACUGAGCGUCUUAAGUGCAACAGCUGCCAAAAGCCUCUGAUUUAUCCCCACCAACGGCUGAACUUUUAUUCGGAUUACAGUCGCGUAUUUCCGUGUCCUCAUUGUCGCGCGGUGGACGCACAUUUCGUAAAGCCCCUUUCAGCUUGCUACACACGCGAGCAGUUCCAGCUUUACAGUCAGUGGCCGUAACCAUUAGAGAAAUUGGCGAUUCGUCACUCUUGCGGGCUCCUCGGCGAUGAGAACGACAACGAUAAUACGCGUAUACUAAAUUCCAUAAACGAUAAACUAAAGACACGAAAUUCGACGAUCGGAGGCUCCCGAUUUUCUGUCGAUUGGGCGAAAAUCCUUUCCUCCGGUUUAGUCAUGGAUAUGCCCUGAUUCCGAGGAUUCAACAGGAAGAAAAAAGAAGAGAAAAAAAUCUCGCCUCCGUGACGAUUUCGAGUAGCUGUUUUUAUUUUUAUUUUUUUUUUUUAAUUUUUUAAUUUUUUUUAUUUUUUCACACCACUCCAGCAUCGGAAUCCGACUGUUCAUUUUCUGUUAUUUCGAGUGUAAUUCGUCGAGAAAAAAAAAAUGAACGUCGCGAAUCGAACGGGUUGAUGGAAUUAUUGAAACGCGUAUGUCAUAAGAAAAAAGGAAAGGAAAGAAAAACAAAUAGAAAAAUGAGAAAACAAAAAAAAUUUAACUAUCCGCCGACGAUUACGAAGGACGAGAGUCUGAUAAUGCCACAGGCAAAGCCAACCGUCUAAAUAAGUUAGUCGAAUUAUAAAUAACAAUUUAUAAGCGGUAAUAAUACCUAAACCAACUUAACUCACACACAUUUAUAUAUAUACAUAUAUAUAUAUAUAUAUUGUACGAAGCCACCUUUGUUAGGGCGUUUUUAAGAGAAAUACGUGGAAAAGACGAAAGGAAGAAAAAAAAAUACUAUUGUUUGUUACUUAGAUAAUCGAUAAAGUUGUUUUCAUUUUCAACAUUUUAUUAGUUUGUACUGCGUUUAGGCGAGCAUCGUUGUUUUGUUUGGUGAAUAACGCGACGCCCGAUUUCUCACGAAAAUAGUUUUUUCCUCUUGUGGAUCUCUUGAAUUGGGAUUUGAAACAAAUGAAUCCGUAAUUUUCGAGAUUUCCGACGACGUAAAACAUUUAUAUUGUCUUUGCUCGAACGUACAGUUCAGUAGAUUCAAUGAACUCGAUGAAUAUCGAGAAGCCUAUGAAGAGAAUAUGCUUUUCAAAAUAUUGAUUUUUGAUCAUGUCCUAGUUUUUUUUUUUUUUUUUUUUUUACAUUCUUCUUUGUUAAAUUCGAUUCAAUUGAAAACAAGCCUCUUUAAAUGAUUCACGUCCUCCUCGACUAAAUGAGCAGCGAAGGGGAACUGUUUCCAGGCUCUCGAUUAUCGAAGUAAACCUCCUCACAUAGUUCACCGCAAAAGUACUAGCAAAUAAACUCCAACAAGGUUCUCGUUGAGAGAAAAAAAAAAUAAAUAAAAAAAUCAUUUAUCAUUCUCGUUGGUCGAGCGUGAAACCAGGAGAGAUUGUGGUUUGUUCUUUGGCCAGGAGCUCGUAGCGCCAUCUCGAAAUCUGUUCGUACGAGGCACAAAGCACGGGAGGCGAAUCAAAGGAGGAAAGAAGUGAGAAUAUUGAAUAACAAGGAAAAUGAGGAGGGAGCGAAGGAAUGGUUGGAGAGUUUGACGGGAUCAGCGCGAGAUUGCGAGUUGAAAAAUUUCGUUUCGGCGAUGCUGGUCGUUGCUGAACAUCCUAGCGGCCUUCCCGAGGAACCAAACCAUCCCAACCUCAAUCCUCGACUUUCCUAAUCGACGCAACGACCCAAUGAAGAGAGAAAAAGUAAUACAAAAAAGAAUAAUAAUAAUCGAAACUUAUGUAAAGUCCUCCGAAUCGAAAUAAUUUUGAUUCAGAGGUAGUUUUUAUCGACCAUGCGUACCUCUUUUAUGCUUUAUCGUGAUAACGUUAAUGACAGAAGUAACCUACCGUCGUAGGAGAGCAGUAGACUAGCAGCUGAAGUCGAAACACCCACGACAGUCCUCGUUUUCGUUCUGAGAUUAAAUGACACACGAAACAGCUAGUCCUGGUCGGUGAAUACUGCGCUCGAUGUUUUCUCCUAAAUAUGAUUCUCACAUUUCACCAAACACGAAAUCAACUCGGUUCGAUAUCCACGGCAGUUAAAGUCUUUCCUUUAUCCCGAAAUAACUCAUGCUUCUUAGGAGAAAACUUCGUAUCGCUGUGAAAGCUCUCAUUGCGGAUCAUUCCGUCGGUGUGUCAUUUCACCUCAAUGACGAAAAGGUCACGAUCGCGGUUCGCAUCAAGCUGCAAACAAACAAACAAAACACUCGUGCACAUAUGAUACACAUCGCAAAGCAACUUUCAAAGCCCUUUGACAUUGAGGAAACAGAAGUUUGAACGUAAAUUCUGCGGAAUAUAUGCGGGAAUAAUAGAUAAUGAUACACACGUGAGGGCUAACGAAUAUAGUACGUCAUUUAAGUCAUUGAAUAAUGUAGCGCUCUCACAGAUUCACACGUACGAUUGGACGCAAGAUUUCGGAAAGGAGAGUGGACUUUGUAUUCUUUUUAAGCUCACCCACCAUUUCUCACAGUGCCAAAUCCAAUUUUUUUCCGUAUAUUCAUUUUUUUCGAGUGUUUUUUUUUUCAAUUGCACGUAAGAAUUGAAAAGUCGAUGGGUUGCUGAGGGUCCAUCCAUUCAUUUUCGAGCCUUCUUCGACUCGUCGUUUUUUGCUAAAAAUUUUUCAAAUUAAUAUAAUCCAAGGAAACAAUUAAAUGUGCUAUUCAGCACGAAAAAAGCUUUGAAAUUCAAUUCAAAUGGUUCAAUCAGUGAAAAUAAUUUAAUUAAAUCCUCAUAGUCAUGCGAUAUCAUGUUUUUGUUUUACUGGCAAUGGGCAAAAUACGAAAAAAAAAAAAAUUCGCUUUAAAUAUUUCUGACGAAUCUACCGAAGGAGGGCCGAUAUUUCUUUAAUUCUUAGCGAUCUCGAGUACUAUCGGCAUCAAAUUUAUUUUCCCCUGUGUCACGUAUUUUCGAUUCCUUCGUUUUAGUUCUCUCCCUCAAAAGGAUUUUUACAUUCUCAAAUCUCGAAGUUUCUUUUUUUUCUAUUUCGCAUUUCCACUUUUAAUGUAUGGCGCGACGGGAAUGUCAAAGGAGUUAAGAUCGCUGAGCGAGGUAAUUUAGAAUUUAAAAAAACGAUUUAGAAUGUAAGUCGAAAGAGUGAAUUAAAACAUAAAACAACUCUUCGGUACAGACACCGUACUAUUACAUUUAAACAGAGUGAAUGCAGAUUGCGAAGCAAGAAUAACGUUAUAAGAAUUAUACGUAUAAUAAAUGAGUGUUUUUCGUUGUUUUUUUAUUUCUUUUUUUUUUGUUUUCCAAAUAUAUAUAUACGAUCUCUAAUAUAAGUAGGCAGAAGGAAUAGAAGUUCAUGAUUAAUAUCUCCACUGGGAUCCAGUUUAGUCUUUGAAUUGCAUCAGGUGAGUUUCGAAUCUUCGUAAGAUUCGAAAUCCUGAGGGUUAAUUAUUGGAAGAAAUUUCACGAUCGGGCUUCGACUCCCAGAGUGAAAUUUCUCCUUCGAAGUUAAAAAUAUUUUCGUUUCUGUGGAAAAAAAACAAACAAACAAACAAACAAACCUACAGUUGAGGGGAAUCACGCAGAAAUGUGAAGAAAUAAGAUCACAUUGACCUGUAGGAAAUAGUUUUCGAAACAUACGAUCCAACGUAAUCAGAAGGUUUUUUUCAAAUUUCGAAAAAUACCAUGAUAAUAUCAAAUUGACUUGAUGUUUUUCGAAAACCGAGUAUAACAUACACGAACACGCAUACAUUGACGCAAAAUAGCCACGUACAUACACAUUUAUACAAACAUAAUAACACCUACAUCAUCAUAAUGAUUUGAAAAAAUUGAUAUAGCGACAGUUUUUUGUAUAUCUAAUUGAAAUUUUUGUAUAUCGAAUGUAUGAAUACGUAUGUUUGCUCUAAGUGUAGGAAGGUAUUGCGGAUAUUGGUAGGAUUACUUUUUUACUCCAAUCACCAUACGAUUUUGUACCUUUUGCUAUAAAAACUUAUACAUAUAUAAAUAGAUUAUAUAUAGUAUAUAUUACGAGCUGCUAACGCGACUCUUGAACAUAUAUUUAUAAAUAUAAAAGUAUAUAGAAAUAUAAAUAUAUCUGCACGUAUAUGUAUUUAUAUACACGGUGAGAAAUGAUAAUUGAUCAUAUUCGUGUAUAUUCAUAGGUAUACGUGGGAUGGAUAUGAUAAUUUAAUCUACGUGUGCCGUAGAGGACGUUGGUUUUAUACGGGGAACGAUAAAAUACUUCGGUAACGAUUUCAUCAUCAUCGACGUUUCGUUGAAACUCCUUAAAGCGAAAUUUUCCUCAUUGAAACUUGACGAGUAACACGAAUCACUCACCGACUUGUGUUUCGGGCUUUAUCACGAUAAAAUGAAUGCUGGAAAUAACGGUAAAGAGUCGCGAAAGCGUAUCAUCUUCCAGGGUCAAUUAUUUAUUGAUUCUAGUCCCGCGAUAAGCACACUGGGCACUGGAAAAUUCGACUCGUUCCCCGAUCCAGCCUCGUCCGCGUCGAGACGUCGAGCGUGGUUUCAACAAAUAAUACAAAUUAAAACAAUUCGUAUCGAUGUUUUUAGGGAGCCCGACGGAUGUUUAGGCACUUUUGAUUUUUUCGGACGGAGUCACCGCUCACGGGAAUCAUUCGAAAAGAGGAUUUUUCAAUUUUAUUUCUCAAUGUCAGCACAUUCAAUUACAUCGUUUUCAAAACGUCUGGAGUACAAUGAAAAAUCUUUUUUAAACACGACGAAAAUCGAUUGCUUAGCAAUUUUUUGUUUCUCGUAAAAGAUUCAAUCUCAUUCAUUGAUCAUGAAAACUGCAAUUUAUUUUGACAAAAAAUAAUACUCUUUCGAGAAUGAAGAAAAUUCACUUUUGGCAUCGGAGAGGUUAUGAAUAGUUGAGAUAUGAAGAGAGUUUAAAAUUAUAAUCGAUGAUGGAAUGCUUAAAUUUCGGGACGACCGAAUGAGUAAGCAGAAGUACGAGUCUGUGCUAAAGUUUCGAAUGGAAAAUGAAGCAAGCAUGAUGUCGCAGGUUUUUUAUAUUUCUACAAAAUUUCAUCCAAAGGCACGUGGGCUAAUAGUCACGAGUAAUUCUAAUAUUUAUAUUCAUAUGUAUAAAGUGAAUUUAAACACAAACUUAACAAAUUGAAAUGAUCGAGUCACCAGAAAAGGCAAAAAAGUAUAAAACACUGUUUCGCAAAUUUUUUAUUAUCGGAACCAUUUCGAACAUCACAAAACGGACGAAAUUGAAAAUAAUUCACUCCAACACUCUGCACCGAUCGGAAAAAUAUCCGUAAAUCCGAGUCUCUUAAGUCGAUCGAUUGGAAUUAAUAAAAAAUACAAGAUCGUCCCAAAAGUAUGAAAUUCUAUCGUUAGGCUAUCACAGAUCGAUUCAUCAGCUCGAUACAAACCCGGAUACGUGAAUACACAGUCGCUUGACGCUCGAAAUAUUUCGUGGAUGUUUAUUAUUAUUAAUUAAUAUAAAUAGAUAUAUAAAUAUAUAAAUAUAUAAAUAUAUAUAUAUAUAUAUAUAUAUGAAUAUAUGAAAAUCCAUAUAUCUAAUUGAGAUAGGAUAAAAAUGAAAUAAGAAAAUAGUUAGGGCUUAUGAAAACGAUUUUGAAUUAUUAAGAUUCUCAGCUGUGGUAGACAACUAUAUUUGUUAUUCGAAGAACUCGGCAAACACGAUGAAACGUAUACAUAUGUUUAGGUAGGAAUAUUGUGCGAUGAUGAUUCAGUAAUUAUUUAGUAAACGAAUGAAACGAUCGAUCCAUUUAUAUGAAUAGAAAUAUUAAGUGCGAAAUACGAAGGAGAGGAGAGUGUAAAAGGUAGAAAAAAAGGAGCAAAAAAGAAAAAAGAAAAAAAAACAUGAUGAUAAGAUACACAAAAAUACACAUAUGUCGAUGAAACAAAGACACAAAAUUUAUUCGUCCCUUUGAUAUAGUCGUUUUAGUAGAUUCAUAAUCGUAGUUGAUCUUGUACGUACGAUUUAGCAACGAUUACGACGAUUAAAUCGUUUCCAUCCUCGUUAGUUAAAAAAAUCGUAAAACAUUGUUUUUUGUUUCAAUUCGAUAAUAUUGUAUACCAAUGAAUAAUGGUAGUCGAGGGAUAAAUCGUUCAAGAUCUGAUUAGUGAAUUUUUUCAAUCAAGUGUCGCGUGUAUAAAAAGCAUUGGAAGCGAAUCCGCGCCCGCGAUUAUCAAUGAAACUUUUGAAGAAAAAGUUAGUAAUUCGAAAAGUUCGAUUCGUGCCCACUCAGCACUGUUUUUCGAAAGAAACCAUCUCAAAUGAAACCAGAAAAUAAAACGCAUUUCAAGAUUUAUCGAAACGCUAGGAGACUUCUGACAUUUGUUCCAGUGGAACAAUUUUCUUCGACAAAAGCCAUCGACGAUGCUUUUUUCAAAUGAAAAAAAAAAAAAAAAAAAAAAAAAAAAAAUUUUAAACCGAGCAAUUUCUCAACCCGUUGAUUCGAGUGCACGAGUUGAACUUUUUCACAGUCUCUUGAAAUAUCGAUAUCCAAGUAGCUCGAAAAAUCUUGAUUACACUGGGCCGUAACGUUCUGGUAAUUUUUCUCCAGUGAUCGAAAAUCCUGAAGACAAUUUUGCGAUCACUUAUUAAAGAUAUGGCUAAAUAUGAAUAUGAUUUCGGUUAAUAAAGUGGCGCCACACGUGUACGAUCGAGAAAAUAAUUAUUAGAAACUUUCAUCAAAAAAUCGGAAUACCGAGAAUACUAUCGAUUUAAAAUAUCUGGCUGAAUAACGCGUCAGCUCAAUUCAGAUUAAAAUGCCAAUGGUACACAUCGUUCUUUCCACGAUUAGAACGCCACACACACACAUACACACACACACACACACACACACACACACACACAUACGGAUAUACACACACGUACACACACGUACACGGAUACACAAAUAUAAAUAUAUUUCUGUUUUUCGAACGCUAAAUACCUCAGGUGCGCUGUAUUAUUGUGUGAAAAGACAGAUUAGAAAGAAGGACAGAGGCAGUAACGCGCCUGGUGAUACGAACAGGCAAAUAUCCCAUCGAUAAACGUAUUUCACGUAUGUACAAAUCUCGAAGCUGUGCAUACCCACCCGAAUCCCAGAAAUAUUAUAAUCGACGCAUAACAAAAAGAAAAGAAGGAAAAUGAAAAUGAAGAAACAGGAAAAAAAGGGAAAUGAAAAAGUAAAAAACUAACGUAUGAAAAAACCUUAUUGAAAACACGAAAUAAGUGAUGAUAGUGCAUAUAUUCGUAUAUAUGUAUGUCGAGACCUUCGCAUGGCGUGAAUUGACGAUUGUCCAUUUGUUCCGUUCGGAUGAUACGAAACGAUGGCACGGCAUUCGAUCGUCAAACGUUUCCACUUGCUCGUCAGCUCCAACAGGAAAUAACGAUGACGUCUUUUUAUCGAAACCGAACGAUUUUUGGGCCAUCGUAAUUCUCGUCCAGCCCCGAUUAAGUUUUCACAGAUUUAACCCCUCAUGUACCCCGAGUUGCAAGCACCCACAUGUUUUUAUAUGGACCGAACAAACGAAGAGAAAAAUGCGAGUAAGAAAGAAAAAAUAAACACUAUCCACGCGUCGUACGAUAAUCCAGUAUUUCGUAUAUGUCGCUAUACCCUGGAUACACGAUUUAUGUACAAUUUUCCCGUUGUUACUGGUUAGGCAAAGAGAAAAGUCAACGAAUAUGAGCACGAAUGCACGAGAAAAAAAAAGGGAAUCGUUGAGAGAAAACAAAUUUUAUAUCGCUAACGCUACUACAGGCAAGCGAUUUGAGUUUCAAGUUGUGAUUGGCAUACGCGCGUUGCUAACUUUACACAUCGGACCUCACUCUCGUUUCAUAUCUUAUUUCAAAGUAUAUAGAGUACGAUAAAUGAAAAGAAAAUGAAAAAAAAAAAAAAAAAAAAAAAAAAACAAAUAUCUGUUGAAAAUUAUUCGUUGUUGAAACUCGCAAAUCUUGCAAGCUCGAAACUACAUUUUGAUAAACUUUUUAUUCCUCAUUUAAUACUGAUCCGUUUCGAGUCUCGAAUUCGAAUUUAUUCUCAUUCAUGAAAUUUCAUACUACUUUCUCAUGAGUUUAUUUCUUACAGGAAAAAUCUUGGUUACUGAUCUCCAGACUUUUUACUUUACUAAAAAUUCCAUUCGUUUCAACGAACGCAAAAAUUGAUAAAAUUUUAUUUUCCUCGAUGCAGAGCUGUUGGGAUUGUAAAAAUAGAAAUUGGUUUUGGAGAAUUGAAAAAAAAAAAAAACGGUGGAUGAUUCAACUGAGUAGGAGAAAAAAAUUAUUGUUCGCUGCAAUCGAGUCUCGGGCGUUUUUAUUUGCCAUAUGCAAUACAGCCAAAUCAGUCAACUUCAAUGGUCGUUAAAUUACUGAAAAAAAAUCAUGACGAAGUAACAGAACGGAACAAGCGGAAGGACGCCCGAGAACUUGUCGGAAAUUGAAUCGUCUUGAAUAGCUGGCAAAGGUACAAAUGUACAUAGGAAGAUAAUUGUUAUAUUGUAUAUCGCGGUCUCUCGAUUUAUUGUUUAUGUGUCAAUUUUAUUUUCGUUUGUUUUAUCAGACUAUAAACGAAAAGAACGAAACCACUGGAUUGGUUGCGAGAAAUGAAAAAUAACGUAAAAUGCUGCAAUAGCGCGCGUAUAUCGAUAUUAUAAUGCGGAGAUAUGGAAAGAUGGAGAGAAUUAGAAAGAGAAGAAGGAUGAAGAGUGUUGAAAGUGAGGGUGUUUUUAAUAAUAUGAGGAGUUUCCAUUUUUCUUCACGAAACUAAAAUAUUCAUCAGAAUAAUCGUUUUUAUUGAAAAUUCGAAAGCGAGUAUCCGUCAGUAAUACCAUUUCGGCUCAUUCUAAUAUAGCCACCGAAUUCUCUGUAGGAAAUUCCACAAAAUAUAUAUACGUAUAAAAAAAAAUAUAUAAAUAUCUAUCGUCCUUGAUCGUACAUGAAUAAACUUAUACCCAAAUAAAAGCGUCGUAAAUAAUCGUAUUGAUCCAGGUACACCGUUGAUUUUACAUUUUUCAUCUCCUUCGACAUUGAAUUUCAAUCUAGAAAUAGGUUUUUCAGGUCCUCGCGUUUAAUCAAUUAAAAUCCCAUAUAGAAUGAAAUUUUUCUUCUCUAGCAUUAAAACCAAUGUCUGAAUGUCGUGUGUGGAUGCGCUACUUCCCUUCAAAUUCAAUCGCAAACUAAAGAUUUCGUAGGAGGAACAGUAGUCGAGCUUAGGCUUAGGAGCAUCGAUAUAUCCUUAUAAACUCAUAUUAUCCCUUGAAAUAUACCAUAACGUAGCUUCUCUCGCACUAUAAUUAAUUAUAGUGAUGACGAUGGCAAUUGCGCACUUGCCUGAUUAAGAUAUCGGUAAAUUUCAUGCAAAAAUAAUUACUAUCGAGGGCUGCAAAUAUCGUGGCUGCGAAGGGUGAUCAUUAUUUUAUCGCGAUUGAUAUUUGAUGAAAAAAAAAUAAGAAAAGAGGCGAAUUACUAUCAGUCUUUGACGUGAAAUCCAAAAUGAAAAUCGACAUUCGAUGAUCCUACGUAAGUUCGAAAAGCAAAAAAGCAAUUGAUGCAAAAAAAUUGUAAAUUUUUAACGGAAACUGCGUUUCUGGCGUAAAUUCACUUAUUUCGAUAAGUACGGAUUAAGGGGUAGACUUUGAAUUAGACUCUUACGAAGAGCACGAGCAAAAUUAAACAUACGAAAUGAAGUAAACGUUUUUGUAUUCAUUAGACAUAAUUGGGCAUUUUAAUUCGGCUGUGUAAUGUGAGUAAGAGAGGAAAGAAAAAGUGAAAUUAUGUAAAAUUAAAUGUCAGAGAAAGGAAUUUUGAGUGAAGAGAAAUUUAGAUUUGGUACAAGCCUCGAAAUUGGUAGGAUAAUUUUUGUACUCUAUUUUUUUAACAAUCGAGUGUCGAUCAUUAGUUGUGAACGAAAUAUAAUUCGGCGGUGAAUUGGUAAACUAUUUGGAACUGAUAAGUAUUUCUUAGAUUAUUCUAAGCGUAAUGUAAAAACGAGUCAUAAUUUUAUCAAAAGUGUUUCUUUAAGAAGUUUUUAUUAAAAACGUAAGUGAAAUCAGUUGUCAAAAAAUUUUCAUUCAUAUUUAAUUCAGAAUAACUGAAAAUACUUCAGUUAAAAAUAUUCAAUCGCAAUAAAAAAGUACGAAAAACUCGUCGCUCGACAUGAAUACUUUGAAAGAAAGCUUCAUCAGCGUUAAAGUCGAGUUCGACACGAUCAAAAAAUCGCGAGUGCCCAUAAGACGAAAAUUUAACAUUUUAUAAUUCGCAAUGUCAUCGACAUCAAAAAUAACGUACUAAAUUCAUGAAAUUAUCUUUAGUAUAAUCACCAUCAGAAUUAGACGUAUUCAUACAUAAAGGAUAACAGCGUUCGUUAUCCCACAUUUUUUAGUCAAGCCUAAAACUAAUUAAGUCAGCGAUUAUUACGAAUAUGACAAAGAAAAAAAGGCAAAAACAAAUCAUUUGAACGCAAAGAACGGAAAAAAAUGAAACUGAAAAAAAAACUAAUGAAUACCGAUCGGACGGCAGGCAUGGAAUCGAUCCAAAAAAUAGUAACAAGUUUUUUGCAAUGCAAAUCAUGCUGGUAGUGCGGACCAAACGGCGACAACUGACAGAAGUGAAAGAAGCAUAACGAAAAAUAAAUGCCGCUCCAUCGGAAAAAUGCAAGUCGUUCAUUGUAUAGUCGUUAAGACGUAAGACGCAAGAAAAUGGCCUGUAUCGAUCGAACGCCCAUCAUUUUUAACACUUCAAUAGAUAUUUUUUUCUCAAAAUCAUUAAUAAACUAAUUCUUUAACAGAAAGCAUGAUCAAUGGAAAAAAAUAUUUUUUGCAAAGACGAAAAAUAAUUUUUUUUUUUUUUUCAGCAGAACCCCAUUUCAUAAUAAUUACAAUAAUGAGAGCAGGAUUUAAGGGCUUCCUUGAUAUCCCUCGUUCAUUUCUGCGUUCGAUUGCGAAAGGCCCAUGCCAAAAAAGCGCACCGUAAUUGACUGCGUGGUAUUCAAAAGCUAUACGCUAACUUUUAAGUAAUUUUAUUGAACAAGCAUAUUGGCCAUUCAAUGACGUCAAUCUAAAUACGUCUUUUCGAUGCAAUUUUUACAUGAACUUUUAUUAUUGUAGGUCGCGGGUAGGAAGUCGAAUCUUUAGAGCCCGGGACGGUGAACGUGGUUGCGCAACUUCCUUUAGGCUUAGAAUUUUUUCAGUUUCAUAAGUCAUUUCUUCACUUUUCUCCACAUUGAUGUGUCACAAAAUGUGAGUUUUUUUUAUCUUCUAAUAUCAGUAUAGUCAGAAGAUUUUAGAAUUGCAGAAAAGCGCAGUUUUAACUGACGGUUGAACAGGAUGUACGAGCGUCGAAAUGAAUUGUUUUCGGUGCUUUUUCAACCAACUCUGCAAGCUCAAAAACGUGAAAAAUAAUGUAAGAUUGCAAAAAUGGGAAUAAUUACGAAAAAAUUUAAAGCAAUUAAUGUGAUAGCUUCUCCACGUCUUUUUGCAGCCGUUCCGUGCUCUAUCCGACUCCUCGCAACUGACUCGUCGGGAGAUUUAGUCUGAUUUGAAAGAAAACGAAAAAAAAUAACGAGAAUCGAGCCAAUCGAAGGAUUUGCGAAUCGCACUGCAAAGGUAUAAAAACACCAGUAGUAACACAGCUUUUAUGUGAAUUUUGCGUGUAAUUUUCGGGAAGAUAACCGCGUCUUUUUGUGGUCAAGUAUACGCCCAUUUAUUCAUAAAUUAGUCGCAUUAAUCUGUCAUCUCUCGACGAGAGUAAGGCGAAAAAAUAUUCGACGAGGAUAAUAGACUGCACAUUUGGACGAAAAGGAAGAAGGAAUUCGCUGAAGUUGAGAAAAAAAAAGCAGGAGUUAGAGAGACAAGAUGUCAUUCUGAGCUCGGAGCUUUACGAGGGCUUUUGUAUUUACACCAUGUGAAAACAAGUGUGAUGAAGCAAGAGUGGUUUUAAUAAUUGUAGUCGGUUGCGAUUCUCCAACAUUAGGGAUAGCUUAGAUCAUAGAACUCGAAAGGUUGGAUAAUAAACCAAAAUUUUUCAUACGAAUAUAUAAGCGCGUUCCUCAUUUAAUCUGCAUGUUUGUGAAUUUGUCGAAAUAUCCGCGUUAAAUAAUGCAACGAUUCAAGACAAAUUGCAUUAGCUUUUUGGGCAAAUGGCGCGGAUUUUUACACCUUGAAUUGUUUCUCUGUGUUUGAAGGAGAGCGAAAGUAAAAAAGAAAAAUU